AUGUGCGCGCUUGGGAAGACCAGAAUUGAGAGCCGGUGCCCCAACGAUGCCGAGAGUGGCCAAAGUUCCCCUGGGGUGUCGAAACUCUUCCCGGGACUGCUGGGCGGGCCCGGCCGGCCCGGUGGAUCGGGUGAUGCCGUGAUGGAGAAGGCGCUGGAGACGCUGCGGAGGGUCGGCGACGGCGUCAUGCAGAAACACGAGCUCGCCUUCCAGGGAGUGCUUCGGAAGCUGGAAAUCCAGAAAGAGGAAGAUCUGCAGUCGGUGUGUGAAGUGGCUGCCCACGUGUUCAGUGAUGGAGUAACAAACUGGGGUCGAGUGGUGACGCUCAUCUCGUUUGGUGCCUUUGUUGCAAAACACCUGAAGAGCAUAAACCAGGAGAAAUGCAUCAGCUCGCUGGCAGGGAUCAUCACGGAUGCGCUCGUCUCAUCUAAGCGCGAGUGGCUGCUGAGCCAGGGAGGCUGGGAGGGCUUUGUUGACUUCUUUCGAGUCGAGGACCUAGAAGGCAGCAUCAGAAACAUACUGAUGGCGUUUGCAGGCGUGGCUGGACUGGGAGCAAGCUUGGCCUACAUGAUCCGGUGAGCCAGGGCGUGCUGCAGAGGGACAAAACUCUGGGUGGACCGGCUCUGUUUGGGGCUGGCGAGCUGGUCGCUUCCUCCUGUGAGUACUUAAGAAGCUCGACGUGAGUGACCCAAGGAGACUAUCUAGGCACCCCCUGAGCAAUCCUUUCCUAAGAAGGAAGGCGCGAUCCGGUCAGAUUGUGGGUACCGAUGAGGAUUUA
Messenger RNA from Nipponia nippon (crested ibis), 778 nucleotides. It is a transcript of the gene MCL1, whose product is annotated as MCL1 apoptosis regulator, BCL2 family member. NCBI's taxonomy places the organism in Eukaryota, Metazoa, Chordata, Aves, Pelecaniformes, Threskiornithidae. Gene Ontology annotation, molecular function: channel activity; BH domain binding. The record is from RefSeq and is a predicted model, not a curated record. Gene Ontology annotation, cellular component: mitochondrial outer membrane. Gene Ontology annotation, biological process: mitochondrial fusion; regulation of apoptotic process; intrinsic apoptotic signaling pathway in response to DNA damage.